CUCAGUCUGAGAGGAUAAUCGCAGGUGGACAGGCCGGGAGACAAUCUGCUAACCCGAGGCUACGGCAGGAGCAGGUGUCCUCUCGUUUCGGGCCGACGGUCCACAUUUCCGCUGAAGGAGCGCGGCGCUCGUGCUUCCCGCCUCCCCCGGUCCAGGAUCCAGGAUGCGGACCUCGGCUCGGUUCGUCGCCUGCUGCGCGCUCAUCCUCAUCAGCAGCGGCGCGCUCCAGCUGACUGACGGCGCCAGAGGACCGCGACAGUGCACUGAGGCGGACUUCUACUACGAGUACACAGAGUGCGACAGCACCGGGUCCCGGUGGAGGGUGGCCAUCCCGCGCAGCCCUGGGACCUGUACCGGACUGCCGGGGCCAGUGCGGGGCACGGAGUGCACCUUCUCGUGCGAGGCUGGGGAGUUCCUGGAGAUGUCGGCUCAGGAGUGUACCCAGUGUGCAGCAGGAAGCUACUCCCUAGGCAGCGGCGUCCGCUUCGACCAGUGGGACUCCAUGCCCGCUGGAUUCAGCAGCCUGGCAACCAAUCCGGAGAGCAAUCUCCACGGAUCGGACGCAGUCACCUGCGACAGUUCUGUGUGGAUUCCUCAGGGAAACUACCUGGAGUCCAAUCGGGACGAAUGCACCGUCUCUCUGAUCUAUGCGGUCCAUCUGAAGAAACAGGGCUCUGUCAGCUUCGAGUACCAAUAUCCAGACAACAACCUGCUCUUUGAGUUCUUUAUUCAGAACGACCAGUGCCAGGAGAUGGAUCAGUCUGCCGAUGCCAAGUGGCUGAAGCUCACCAGUCACGGCGAGUGGGCCACUCACACGGUCAAUCUGAAGUCUGGAACAAACAUCCUGUACUGGAGGACAGGCGGCGUUCUGAUGGGGAGCAAAAUAGUGAAGCCUGUUUUACUAAAAAACGUUCAGAUUGAAGGCGUUGCCUACACUUCGGAGUGUUUCCCCUGCAAGCCGGGCUCCUUCAGUCGAGUCCCGGGCUCCUCCAUGUGUGAACUUUGCCCCCGGGACACCUUCUCCGGCCACGGGGCCAGCUCCUGCACCCCCUGUAACUCCACCACUCAGUACGCAGCUGAGGGGUCGGGCACGUGUAAGGACAGACCGCCAUGUUCAAAGAAGGACUAUUUCCAGAUUCACACAGCGUGCGACCACGAAGGCAAGACACAGAUCAUGUAUAAAUGGAUUGAGCCGAAGAUCUGUCUGGAGAACGUGACGGGAGCGGAGCCUUUGCCUCCAAGUGGGAAGAAAGAGCCGUGCCCUCCCUGUAACCCCGGUUUCUAUAACAAUGACAGAGCCACCUGCACGCCGUGCCCACCUGGGACUUUCUCUGAUGGAACAAAACCAUGUAAGCCGUGUCCGGCCGGCACCGAGCCCACCCUGGGCUACGAGUAUAAGUGGUGGAACGUUCUUCCGUCCAACAUGAAGACCUCCUGUUUCAAUGUGGGCAACUCCAAGUGUGACAGUAUGAACGGCUGGGAAGUGGCAGGCGACCACAUCCAGAGUGGAACCGGGAGCUCCGAUAACGAUUACCUCAUCCUCAACAUCCACGUUCCGGGCUUCAAACUGCCGACGUCCAUGUCGAGCCACUCCGGGACCGAGUUCGGUCGCAUCACGUUUGAGUUUGAAACCGUGUGCGCGGCGGACUGCGAGCUCUACUUCAUGAUGGAUGUAAACAGGAAGAGCACAAACGUGGUGGAGUCCUGGGAGCGGACGAAAACGAGGCAGACCUACACGCACGUCAUGACAAAGAACGCCUCGGUUUCCUACACCUGGGCUUUCCAGAGGACCAACCAACCCUCAGACGUCCGUCGGCACGUCAGCGACGUGGCACGCAUCUUCUCCAUCACGGUGAGCAACGCCGUGGACGGGGUGUCCUCCGAGUGCCGCGUGUGCGCGCUCAGCACGCAGCCCUCCAGCUCCACGUGCGUGCCGUGCCCGCCGGGGCACUACAUCGACACGCAGACCAGCCAGUGCACCGAGUGUCCCCCGAACACGUACCUCACGCCGCACGCACUGCCCGGUCCGGCGGCCUGCAAACCCUGCGGCCCGGCCAGCAAGAGUGACAAGGACCACCGUCUGUGUUACAGCGAUUGUCACUUCACCUACACGGAGGGUAAUGUCUCUCUGACCUUUGACCUGAGCCAGCUGGGGUCUGUUCAGACGCUGAUGAACGGUCCCAGCUUCACCUCCAAAGGAACCAAGUACUUCCAUCAGUUCAGCCUCAGCCUGUGUGGAGGGCAGUUGGCCGUUUGCACGGACAAUGUCACAGACCUGUCCGUGUCCGACUCCCAGAGAGAGAAAGGCGACGGAACCAGCUCCGUCAAAGCCUUCAUCUGUAUGUCAACAAUCAUCCCAGCAAGUGGGCGGGGCUUCAACACGGCUCUCUCCUCACAGUCCAUCAACCUCGCCGACACGUUCCUCGGAGUGACUGUAGAUAAUGAGCUUGAAGGAAUCAAAGCAGCACCUGAGCUGUUUCCAAACACCGCUAAGAAAGUCCCAGAUAUCAACUUCUACUACAGAUCCCUGGAAGUGACUUCCUCCUGUGAGUCGGGCCGAAGCACUGUUGUGACGCUGCGCUGUAACCCAGAGAAGAGUGCUAAAGGAGAGCUCUCCGUUCCCAGCUCCUGUCCUGCUGGGACUUGUAAUGGAUGCUCCUUCUACUUCCUCUGGGAGAGCUCUGGGGCUUGUCCAACGUGCACGGAGAGGGACUACCAUCAGAUAGAGGGAGUCUGCAGGGCAGGGCAGCAGGACCUGCUGUACGUCUGGAACGAAUCGAAGCUGUGCAUGGGGGGCGUGACGCUGCCCGAGAAGCAGACCGUGCCGUGUGAGGGGAUGGAGUUCUGGGUCCGGCUCGGUGCGGGCCUGGGAGCUUUCACCGCCCUGCUGCUCGUUUCUCUCACCUGCUACUUCUGGAAGAAGAAUAAACGGCUGGAGUAUAAGUACUCCCGGCUGGUGAUGUCUGCCAAUAAGGAGUGCGAGAUGCCAGUGGCCGACAGCUGUGCCGUGAUGGAGGGAGAGAACGAAGGAGACAUGGAGGAUGAAGUCGUGUACUCAAAGCCGUCGUUACUUGGCAAGCUCAAAGCCAUCGCCUCCAAGGGAAAUGGAGAGAAUUAUGAAAACGUGCAGCUGAACUCAUCUCAUUCCAAAGCACUGGUCUGGAGCUAGAAGAGGAGCUGGAAGCCAGUGAAGCUGGUAGACCGAGGGGCGGGGGGGGCGAAAUAAAACCCCCCAAAACCUCGAGAGACUUUCCACUGAGUGACCCCUUUAACUAACCACCCAUUUUAUGAGCUUUGGUACCUGGAAAGCCAGCUGUGUGUGUGUACGUACGCAUACACACACACACACACAUACAGGCAGACAUCAUGCACGUAGAGCCGGGUUCACUGAAGUCACGCUAACACGGUGGCCUUAAAGCUUGGUACGACGGAGCGUCCGACUCGGAGCGUGGCACCGUGAAGCCAGCGGGUGGCAGACGCUCUGGUAAAUCACUGAAACAAACUGAUGUCAGAAAUGUUCGAAGAGCUCAGGGUAAGACAAGGACCUACUGGGGAUGUUCGUUUUAUUUUUUUAUUAUUUCAAUUUAGGGUCCUCUGCGCAUUGUCCAUUAUUUCGUCAAUAGAUAGGGUGUGUUUUUCCGGAUGAAUCGCCGUGGUUUGUGUGAACAUCCACUGAGAAUAGAAGGACAAAGGUUGGUUCGUCUCACAGUGUAAAUCGCAUUACGUCUAAUCUAUUUAAGUUAUUUUUCGCUUUGUUGAAAUCAUU
Messenger RNA from Salarias fasciatus (jewelled blenny), 3766 nucleotides. RefSeq names its product endosome-lysosome associated apoptosis and autophagy regulator family member 2a (gene elapor2a). Gene Ontology annotation, biological process: positive regulation of BMP signaling pathway. Gene Ontology annotation, cellular component: membrane. The record is from RefSeq and is a predicted model, not a curated record. The coding region runs from base 164 to 3169 and encodes 1001 amino acids. The transcript has 22 exons. Lineage: Eukaryota; Metazoa; Chordata; Actinopteri; Blenniiformes; Blenniidae.